AGACACGAGUAAACAAGCAUAUUAAUGGAUCGAGUUCGGAUCCUAUGAAUCUAUAUUACCGGGUCAAAAUCUCCAGCAAACCUAAAAACCCCGGUCACUGCCUCACUGGAGUAAGCUGAAACGUCUUUCGUGCAUCGUAUUUGGUAAUCAAUCGCUCUUCCUUCCCAUCCUCAUCCAGCUUUUGAUCAAGUUUUUAUGUAAUUCAUUGGUAAAUUUUAUGGAUUCGACUUCAAAAAAAUUAGCGAAUAUUUGUGCGGUAGAUAGAAUCAGUGAUUUACCUGACUCACUCCUCAUCGCUAUACUUGCAUUGCUUCCAAUUAAACCUGCUGUACGCACUUGUAUCUUGUCGAAAAAAUGGAGGCCUCUCUGCGAGUCACUCCCGAAUCUUGAUUUUGUUGAUGUUAGCAAUUCAGGCAUAAAUUUCACCAACUUUGUUGAUAGGUUUUUGAUGCGUAGGCCGAAUAACUUGAAAAUCGCUAAAUUCCGGUUAAAUUGUUAUCGUGGAGACUACUACCGGGACCGCGUUAAUGAGUGGAUUAUAAAUGCGCUUGGACGUGAUUUGAAAGAGAUAAACCUUUGUCUUUCGUUUCGAGACUUGUAUAAUUUGGUCCAAGAUUUUUUUUACAUGUCUGCUAGUGUUGAAGUUGUUCGACUCAGUGGGAAAAUAUCAGUUGAGAUUCCGGAGAAUGUUACGCUUCCGAGGCUUCGGCUGCUUAGAUUCGACAGAGUUAUGAUUUCGAGCUGUGAGUCAGUUGGGAAGCUUUUGUUAAACUGUCCUGUGCUUGAAGAUUUGGAAAUUGUCCACUGUGAAUGGCUUACGGGCAACUCUUUCAAUAUUUGUGGAUCUGUAUUGAAGAGGUUGUCAUAUUAUCUUGGUUCAGAUGAUGCAGAAUUUGUGAUUCGGACUAUGAUUGAUACACCGAGAUUAGAGAAUCUCCAAAUUUGUUCUUACGCAGGCGGUGAUAAUGAUAUUUUGUUCAAGGAGAACUUGCCAUUCCUCAAGAUAGCUGUAAUCGACAUCUUUGAUGAUGAGAUGCCACAAGGAGUUUAUUACGUGUUAGGGGUGCUUAAAAAGAUUAAUCAUGUCAAAUUUUUGACUUUGUCAGAUAACACUGUGGAGAUCCUCAGCCUGGCAUAUGAUAAUGAGUUAAGAUCAGGUCAUUAUGAGUUUCCUCCAUUUCAUAACUUGACUGAGUUGGUAAUUGAUGUUGACGAUUUUUUUCACAAAACUUUACUGGAUGACUUCCUUCAAAGCUCACCGAACCUUGAAAGUCUUCAAUUUCCGCAGGGUCUUGGUUGUAGUUCCCUUCAUGAAUCUUUUCGCGGCUCAUGGGCCUGGUCACAAGCACGUGUUCCAGAAUGCUUAUCCACACAUCUUAAAACAGUAUAUAUUAGAACAUUCGGCGAAGUAGAUGAGGUAUUGGCAUUUGUUAAAUGCCUGCUAGCUUAUGGGAGUGCUUUGCGAAAUGUAUCAGUUGAAAUUUCAAAUUUGUCAAAAGAUGCAAACGCCCGGCACGAACUGUUAAACUUACAGAGUGAAUCAACAAGUUGCAAGCUUAAUAUUAUAGGAUGAAAAUGAGACAUGCUAUUUGUAAUCACAAAAUGUAUGAGGUACAUUUUCUGUAAUAAGCUCUGUUUUUCUUCUAGUUUUUAUUAGUUUUUGCUACAAUGUUUUUUUCCCCAGCAUUGUUAUUUUUGCGUUUCACUGUGGCAUGAAAUAUUAACAAGAUGCAUUGUUUAAGAAUGAUAGUUUAUUGGUUGUGUAA
Messenger RNA from Daucus carota subsp. sativus, 1766 nucleotides. Its product is annotated as F-box protein At4g09920-like. The transcript has 3 exons. Lineage: Eukaryota; Viridiplantae; Streptophyta; Magnoliopsida; Apiales; Apiaceae. Gene Ontology annotation, molecular function: protein binding. Bases 218 to 1573 code for a protein of 451 amino acids. The record is from RefSeq and is a predicted model, not a curated record.